GUACACGUGAGUGUUAAACUGCUUCAUUUCCGUGUUCCAUUUUGGAAUUCAUUUCCUCAUAGUGGCUUGGUUUAUGCAUGCAGCAACAGAUGACCCGCCUGUGCACUGUUUCGUGUUAGCUACAUCUGUACGGACAUUUGUCUCAGCAAAACAUGGGGAAUGUGCCACGUUUCGUCAAGUCCGCUGACAGUAGUUCUGAAGGUGACACCAAGGGUCAGUGCGCUGCCGACGCGUCGACUGGGUCCCCUAUCUAUGCUGUCCCCAAUGAUUUAAUACCGACAAUCUUGCAGCAUCUCAGUGCUGCUGAUCUGUGUCACGUGGCAUCAUGCUGCCGUUGGCUACGCAUAUUAGCCAAUCAGGAUUCUCUCUGGCGCCCUCUUUGUCAAAGCAGAGGAUGGGAGCACUACGGCACCACCACGGACUUGGCCAAGAUAGCUUCCUACGGACCCUCCAAGCAAGCAACUGGCGCUACAAGAUCAGGUCACUACAGCGUCACCUUCCAGAAUGAUAGGAUCGUGACUGAUGACAACACAGCGGGUUUAACCAGCACUUGCAGGUGGAAAGACGUCUACAUGAGAGCUUAUCAUUUGGAUAGAAACUGGGCUACAAAUCAUUCUCAUGAAUGUAAGAUUAAAUUCAACUACUAUUCUCGUCCCGAUUUUUUUGUCGAUGGUGAUCUCCUAGCAAUCCACAACGGUUUCAGCGAAGUCCGUGUCUAUGACAUUCGGAAACAGACCCGUCUGUGUGUUAUUCCGUGUGAGAAUUCGGCGAACAGUAUCAAGCUCAAAGAUGGCGUACUUGUGGUGCCUUUUAGGGAUGGAAGGGCCCAUGCAUUUGAUGCAAGGACAGGUAAAACACUACAAAAGAUAAAAGGAAACUGGGUCUAUGGGCAGAUGUUACUGUUUUUUGAUGGUGAGGUGGUCAUCAUUAUCCCAAGGGAUGAUAAUUACUUAAGGAACUACGUUGAGAGGUUGCGGGACAUUUACGUGUGGUCUGUCAAAGACGGCAAACCUCAAUGCAUCUUAACUCUUGAUCCGGCAGACAGGGUUAACAAGUUUUACGGCGUGGACUAUCGGGACAAGAUGGUAGCGGCUGUCUACGAUGAUGACUACAUUCGCGUGUGGGAUGCGAGGAGCGGACAGUGUUUGCAUAAACUAACAUGUCCAGGGGAAAUGUCAAAAGUUCAACUCGGCGAUAAUGUUAUCGUUGGUUUCGGCACGAAGGGCGACAUGUGCGUUAUUAGUAUUUGGAGCCAAGACACGGGAGAGUGCCAAAAGGUGAUACACGUAGACCAACCCUACGCUUAUAAUGAAGAGAUCGUGAAUAAUUUGAUAAUACUAGAUUGUAGGACCAAAUAUGGUGAUAGACACACUCGUUCUGCUUAUGCUUUCAAUCUGCGUGGAGAAUUAGUAACGGAAGAGAUGCGUCGUACCCUUGUGAAAGUGAACGGAAACGGAAGCAAACUCCUCUUCCACCUACCAAACGAUCCGGUGGAAGGGAGUCGGGAAACAUGGAAAGGGGUCAUCUUCAACGCCACCCCAAAUGGCUUGGUACGACUCUUUGAUGUUGGUUCUGCAAAGAUCGUGUGGAUGGACGAAAUCAGAAUGAUCCUCUAUGACGAUGACAAACACAGAAUUAUUAUCCAUAAUUACUGGUAAAUAUUAGUGGUAACAGGUAACCAAUUCACGAAGUCAAGUUACAACUUUCCUGAACUUUAGGCCUAACUGAGUAAACAGCGAUGGGAAAAUGUUGACUAGAGGACAAACACGGUUAUUUAACACUUUUUUUCUCUUCAAGCCCAGAUCUGCCAUUUCCGUUCCAUAGGGCACGCCAAUAUUUCUAAUAUUCCUUGAAUUCGAUUCCAGGUUGUUUUUUUUGCAUUAUCUUUGUCAUUUUUUAAUUGCAUAGGCCUACAUUAACACCUUUCUGUCGAUUUGUCACCACCAACCAUGUGUUUGUAGGAGGCGUUGUCUCUGUAACCAGCAGCUUUGGCCAAUUUAACAGAGCUGCUUCAGCCCAA
This is a messenger RNA of Patiria miniata (bat star), 2020 nucleotides long. Its product is annotated as probable E3 ubiquitin ligase complex SCF subunit sconB. NCBI's taxonomy places the organism in Eukaryota, Metazoa, Echinodermata, Asteroidea, Valvatida, Asterinidae. The transcript has 2 exons. The coding region runs from base 153 to 1658 and encodes 501 amino acids. The record is from RefSeq and is a predicted model, not a curated record. Gene Ontology annotation, molecular function: protein binding.